Molecule: messenger RNA, 4122 nt
Organism: Artibeus jamaicensis (Jamaican fruit-eating bat)
Lineage: Eukaryota; Metazoa; Chordata; Mammalia; Chiroptera; Phyllostomidae
Gene: WASHC5
Product: WASH complex subunit 5
Exons: 29
Coding region: 288-3767 (1159 amino acids)
Biological process (GO): actin filament polymerization; regulation of actin nucleation; endosome fission
Cellular component (GO): endosome; WASH complex
Source: RefSeq, a predicted model, not a curated record
GUCACGUUACCGCCCGGAGAGCCCGGGGCGGAAGUUGGGGUCCAGCUGGCUCCAGGUUGCGGGCUGAGAGUGGAAAGGACCCCUGCGGAGAGGCAGGAGUGCGGAGCCCGGUGCCGACUCCGCGCGCGACUGACGGCCCCGUGGCGCGCGCUGGGUGACAGGUACAGUUUCUUAAAUGGAGCUAACAUCUGUCUGCAGACCUGGUUUCGUCUGAUGAUUCACAGACCGCAGCUCCGAAGCCGGUUCAGCAUUCCCAGCGGCCAGGCUCGGAGUAGUCGGUCCUCAGGAUGUUGGACUUCCUGGCGGAGAACAACCUCUGCGGCCAGGCCAUCCUGAGGAUUGUUUCCUGCGGCAAUGCCAUCAUCGCUGAACUUCUGAGGCUCUCCGAGUUCAUUCCAGCUGUUUUCAGGUUAAAGGACCGAGCCGAUCAGCAGAAAUAUGGAGAUAUCAUAUUUGAUUUCAGCUACUUUAAGGGCCCAGAAUUAUGGGAAAGCAAACUAGAAGCUAAGCCGGAGCUACAGGAUCUAGAUGAAGAAUUUCGUGAAAACAACAUAGAAAUUGUGACCAGAUUUUAUUUAGCAUUUCAAAGUGUGCACAAAUAUAUUGUAGAUUUAAACAGGUACCUGGAUGACCUCAAUGAAGGCAUUUAUAUUCAGCAAACCUUAGAAAGUGUGCUUCUCAAUGAAGAUGGGAAACAACUUUUAUGUGAAGCACUGUACCUCUACGGAGUUAUGCUGCUGGUGGUUGACCAGAAGAUUGAAGGGGAGGUGAGAGAGAGAAUGCUGGUUUCUUACUAUCGAUACAGUGCUGCUCGGUCCUCUGCCGAUUCGAACAUGGAUGAUAUUUGUAAGCUGCUCCGAAGUACAGGUUAUUCCAGCCAGCCAGGAGCCAAGAGACCACCCAACUAUCCUGAGAGCUAUUUCCGGAGAGUGCCCAUCAAUGAGUCCUUCGUCAGUAUGGUCAUUGGCCGGCUAAGAUCCGACGAUGUUUACAACCAGGUCUCAGCGUACCCGUUGCCGGAGCACCGGAGCACAGCCCUGGCGACCCAGGCCGCCAUGCUGUACGUCAUCCUCUACUUUGAGCCUUCGAUCCUUCACACCCAUCAGGCAAAGAUGAGAGAGAUCGUGGAUAAAUACUUUCCAGAUAAUUGGGUAAUAAGCAUUUACAUGGGGAUCACAGUUAAUCUCGCAGAUGCUUGGGAACCUUACAAAGCUGCAAAAACUGCUCUAAACAAUACCCUGGACCUUGCCAAUGUCAGAGAGCAGGCAAGCAGGUGUGCUUCGGCCAGUGAGCGAGUGCACGCUCAAGUGCAGCAGUUCCUGAAGGAGGGCUGCUUGAGGGAGGAGAUGGUGCUGGACAACAUCCCCCGGCUGCUGAACUGCCUGAGAGACUGCAACGUCGCCAUCCGGUGGCUGAUGCUGCACACGGCUGACUCGGCCUGUGACCCAAACAACAAGCGUCUUCGUCAAAUCAAGGACCAGAUCCUAACAGACUCCAGGUACAAUCCCAAGGUCCUCUUUCAGCUGCUGUUGGAUACCGCACAGUUCGAGUUCCUACUCAAAGAGAUGUUCAAGCAGAUGCUUUCAGAAAAGCAAGCCAAGUGGGAGCAUUACAAGAAGGAGGGCUCAGAGCGGAUGACGGAGCUCGCGGAUGUCUUUUCAGGGGUGAAGCCCCUGACCAGAGUGGAGAAAAAUGAAAAUCUUCAAGCCUGGUUCAGAGAGAUCUCCAAACAAAUACUGUCUUUAAAUUACGAGGAUUCCACUGCUGCAGGCAGGAAGACCGUGCAGCUGAUCCAAGCUUUGGAGGAGGUUCAAGAAUUCCACCAGCUGGAAUCAAAUCUGCAAGUGUGUCAGUUCCUUGCGGACACGCGCAAGUUUCUGCACCAGAUGAUCCGAACCAUCAACAUUAAAGAGGAGGUCCUGAUCACCAUGCAGAUCGUGGGGGACCUUUCCUUCGCCUGGCAGUUGAUUGACAGUUUCACGUCCAUCAUGCAAGAGAGCAUAAGGGUGAACCCAUCCAUGGUGACUAAACUCAGAGCGACAUUCCUCAAGCUUGCCUCUGCCCUUGACCUGCCCCUUCUUCGUAUCAAUCAGGCAAACAGCCCCGACCUUCUCAGCGUGUCUCAGUAUUAUUCUGGCGAGCUGGUGUCCUAUGUGAGAAAGGUUUUGCAGAUCAUUCCCGAAAGCAUGUUUACUUCUCUUCUGAAGAUCAUAAAGCUUCAGACCCACGAUAUCAUCGAAGUGCCAACCCGCCUGGACAAGGACAAGCUGAGGGACUACGCUCAGCUCGGCCCACGAUACGAGGUCGCCAAGCUGACCCACGCCAUUUCCAUCUUCACGGAAGGCAUCCUAAUGAUGAAGACGACUUUGGUCGGCAUCAUCAAGGUGGACCCCAAACAGCUGCUGGAAGACGGAAUAAGGAAGGAGCUGGUGAAACGCGUUGCUUUUGCUCUUCAUAGGGGAUUGAUCUUCAACCCUCGAGCCAAGACAAGCGAAUUGAUGCCCAAGCUGAAAGAGCUAGGAGCUACCAUGGAUGGGUUCCACCGUUCUUUCGAAUACAUACAGGACUACGUCAACAUUUAUGCACUGAAGAUUUGGCAGGAAGAAGUAUCUCGCAUUAUAAAUUACAAUGUUGAGCAAGAGUGUAAUAACUUUUUAAGAACAAAGAUUCAAGACUGGCAGAGUAUGUACCAGUCCACCCAUAUUCCCAUACCCAAGUUUGCCCCUGUGGACGAGUCUGUAACGUUUAUUGGUCGACUCUGCAGAGAAAUCUUGCGGAUCACAGACCCAAAAAUGACAUGUCACAUUGACCAGCUGAACACUUGGUACGACCUGAAAACUCAUCAGGAAGUGACCAGCAGCCGCCUCUUCUCCGAAAUCCAGACCACGCUGGGGACUUUCGGGCUGAACGGGUUGGACAGGCUCCUGUGCUUCAUGAUAGUGAAGGAGUUGCAGAAUUUCCUCAGUAUGUUUCAGAAAAUCAUCCUCAGAGACAGAACUGUUCAGGACACUUUAAAAACCCUCACAAACGCUGUCAGCCCCAUCAAAAGCAUUGUGGCAAAUUCGAAUAAAAUUUAUUUUUCCGCCAUUGCCAAAACACAGAAGAUUUGGCCAGCUUAUCUCGAGGCUAUCAUGAAGGUUGGGCAGAUGCAGAUUCUGAGAAAACAGAUUGCCAAUGAAUUAAAUUAUUCUUGUCGAUUUGACUCCAAACAUCUGGCAGCCGCCCUAGAGAAUCUCAAUAAGGCUCUCCUCGCAGACAUCGAAGCCCACUACCAGGACCCUUCCCUUCCUUACCCCAAAGAAGAUAACACACUCUUAUAUGAAAUCACAGCCUAUCUGGAGGCAGCCGGCAUUCACAACCCACUGAAUAAGAUCUACAUAACAACCAAGCGCUUACCCUACUUCCCAAUCAUCAACUUUCUGUUUCUGAUCGCGCAGUUGCCAAAACUUCAGUACAACAAAAACCUAGGGAUGGUCUGCCGAAAACCCGCCGACCCCGUGGACUGGCCGCCGCUCGUCCUGGGACUGCUCACCCUGCUGAAGCAGUUUCACUCCCGGUACACGGAGCAGUUCCUGGCGCUGAUCGGCCAGUUUAUCCGCUCCACAGUGGAGCAGUGCACCAGCCAGAAGGUACCCGAAAUGCCUGCAGAUGUUGUGGGUGCCCUUCUGUUCCUGGAGGAUUAUGUGCGAUACACAAAGCUACCCAGGAGGGUUGCCGAAGCACAUGUGCCCAAUUUCAUUUUUGAUGAAUUCAGAACAGUCCUGUAACUUUUUCUUCUGCUACUUCUGCGAUGUAAGGAUUGUCCCUACACCUUCCCACUAUCACUAACUAAAAUGAUUUAAGAGGAUGAAACUCCACUGCUCACAUAACGGCAUGUUUUCCUCUUAUUGUGGGAAACACUGGACUUUCUGAGUAAGAUGACUCUCGUGGAAUUAGAUAAUAGAAUACUGUUUAAAACAUGAUAUUAUGUGCAAUUUCUAUCAUGUAGAAGCAGAACACAUUUUUGUACUGCCUCUUGCAAAUGCUGAAUGUAAUGAAGUAUAAAUCCAUUUAGCUUUAUGUUCUAAAGAACUAUCUGUGCAACUCCAGAUUUUCAGUAAAAUAGUAUUGUCAAUACCCAAA